AUGGCUGACUUUGCGUUCAACUGGCAGGGUGUUGCCUACGAGACUGGAAGACAGAAUCGCCGACAAAACGACGUAGCACACUACUUCGAUCAUCUCUUAAGCACUAAGGGUCGGAGUGACGUUCUCAAGAUGCUAACCCUGAAGCAUUUGGGUGAGCGUUACUGCUCGUACGACGAACUGAAGGAGCCGAACGUCCCCAGGGAGCAUCUAGUGGCAGUUGUUGGAGAGAUUCUCCCACCUAGUAUAUCGUUUCAGAGGCUUCAGAGAGGGCAGACGACUAGUCUUGACGAGAGCGAAUUCCAUCCUGCUCAUCACUCCCACAUCAGAACCAGAACAGAUACCGAAUUUGUCGUCAGCAAGAUCAUUGAUAACAAACCUUCCUUCUAUCGUCUCAUUGGACAAGGCCCUCCGCUCAAAUUCACCCACAGCCUUCCGGACGGCGAUGAGGCUCUGGAUCGUAUUUUCUUCUACAGAGAGUAUGCAAAGGGCAUCAGCACAACUAGCAAACGUGAGAGAAUGUCCAAACUCUUGAAAAACAUCAUUGCCUUCAAUCAAAACUACCUAAGGCGCAAAGACAACAACGACUGGGAAGACGAUAACGACGAUGAUGAAGACAUCAACAACUAUGAUGGCAACAACGAUGAUAAAUACAACAAUAACUAUGAAGACAACGACGACGAUGAAGACCAGCAUCGCUGUUUUUCCCAUCAUGGGCGUUAUUAUCACUCUAUGAACUCUUACUCUAAUCAUCUUGUUGAGAGUGAGACCUCGGAUCAGUUGUCCGAGGAGAGAGAUCAGAUCGUUCACGAUGCACCCCCCAACACAAGCCUGACCAUCUCGCAGCCCGAAGUUAGUAAUGAAACUUUAAGUCUAUUCGAUUGCCUGAUGAAUGGACCUGGCUUCUUGGCUCACGGCGAUACUGCAAAGCUUCUGUCUUACUGCAAGGGGAAGUGGGAACUUAAGACUGAGGAACAGACACUGAUGCUUCUUUCAGUGGGAUUGCGUCAAGGGGCUUUGGCUGGAGUUGCAACUGUGAUCGAUCCAGCUCUGUAUGGACACUUCACGGCCAUAUUCUGCGAACUUCAUGACGAUCCCAGCUCAGGCGGCUUCAACAACCUUUACAGCAAUAUCAGAAGUGCCGUCCGAUUUGCCUCAAUCUGCAGCCGAACUAUGCUUAUUUAA
This is a messenger RNA of Fusarium pseudograminearum CS3096, 1182 nucleotides long. RefSeq lists its product as uncharacterized. NCBI's taxonomy places the organism in Eukaryota, Fungi, Ascomycota, Sordariomycetes, Hypocreales, Nectriaceae. The coding region runs from base 1 to 1182 and encodes 393 amino acids. The transcript is spliced from 3 exons. The record is from RefSeq and is a predicted model, not a curated record.